UUCAAACAAAAAUACUUUUUUGUUCUUUUUUUCAAUAAAACCCAAACACUUUUUUUUUUUUAAUUUACUUAUAAUUAAUAUCAUACAGUUUUUUUGCACUACAAUUAUUAUAACCUAACUAUAAAUAUCUGUCAAUUACUUACAUCGUUUGUGUAUUGUGUAAUUGAAAAAAAAAAAGUAAACUAUGGCCUCAGCUGCAAUGCCUCCAGCAGAAGAUGACGAGUUGACGUUACCACGAGCAUCAAUAAACAAAAUGAUAAAAGAAAUUUUGCCUCAUGUAAGAGUGGCAAAUGAAUCACGUGAAUUAAUUCUCAAUUGUUGUACGGAAUUUAUCCACUUAUUGUCAUCAGAAGCAAAUGAAAUUUGCAAUCAGCAACAAAAGAAAACAAUAAAUGCUGAACAUGUACUUCAAGCACUCGAAAAACUUGGGUUUGGUGACUACGUUGGUGAAGCUGAAUCUGUACUAAGAGAUUGUAAAGCAGUAGCUGCUAAAAGAAGACGUCAAAGUACAAGAUUAGAGAAUUUGGGUAUACCAGAAGAAGAAUUGCUACGCCAGCAACAAGAACUAUUUGCUAAAGCAAGAGAAGAACAAGCUAUUGCUGAACAACAGCAAUGGCAACAAUUGCAAGCUGGAGUUGCUCAAAUGGCCUCAAUGCAACAAGUUGAUAGCGAACAGGAAGAUUAUUCUUAAAUAUUAAUGAGUAUAACUUAUACUUUGUUUUUAAAAUUUUUUUCUUACAUAAAAAAGUAGUUAUAUAAAUAAAUAAUACAUAGUAAUAAAUUUAGGUCUAUCGUAAAUAAGCUAUAGGAUUUUUGUCGGUCGGUAAACAACUCAGCCAUAAGCGAUUCUACCAAAAAUACAAUUUUACCCAGUCAAAGUCUGCCGCAACAUGUCUACCUAAAAAAUUCCCUCACCAAUAAAAUAUCCAUCGUCUUGAACUCUCUACCACUGAAAAAAUCUACCACGAUAUAAUCACUACAGAAAAAAAAUACUACCAAGUUGCAUUUAUGAAUAAGCUACCAUUUGAAAUCCCUACCAUCAACUUACGGAUAUAUAUUUAACAGACAAAAAAUUUAUUUUUAAUGAAUUAGAAAUUGUUUGGGAAGAUUUCGGAGUAUGAUUUUAUUAUUAAAGACUAAUUAAUUAAUGAGUAAUUAGCAUUUAGCAUACUAAAGCUAAAAUAAUUUAUAACUUUCUUCCCUAAUAGUUUACUAUCAAGUGAAUUAGAAACCAUGUUAGUUUUAUUUUCUAACGUGUUUACUAUUUGCUCGAAAAAGAUUAAAUAAUUUUAAAUUACUCAUUAAUUAAUUAGUCCUGAAUAAUAAAAUUAUACUCUGAAAUCUUCCCUAACGAUUCCCAAUUAAUUAAAAAUAAAUUUUUGUCUGUUAAAUGUACGUCCGUAAGAGGAUGGUAAGGAUUUUAAAUAGUAGAGUUUAUUCAUAAAUGGAACUUGGUAGUGAUUAUAUUCGUGGUAAAUUUUUUUAUUAGUAAAGAUUUCAAGAUGGUAGAUAUUUUAUUGGAAAGGAAAUUUUUUAGGUAGACAUGUUGCAGCAGAGUUUGACUGGGUAGAGUUUUAUUUUUGGUAGGGUUCGCUUAUGGCUAAGUUUAAUACCUGUCUUUUUGUCAAUACUAAAAUAUCUGUUAUUAUAAAUGUAGUUAAAGCCGAUGUGCCUAUGAUUUAUUUUAUAUCUUACAAUAAGCAAUAU
Microplitis demolitor is the source of this 1707-nucleotide messenger RNA. RefSeq names its product protein Dr1 (gene NC2beta). Gene Ontology annotation, molecular function: protein heterodimerization activity; general transcription initiation factor activity; TBP-class protein binding. The transcript is spliced from 2 exons. Gene Ontology annotation, cellular component: negative cofactor 2 complex. Gene Ontology annotation, biological process: positive regulation of transcription by RNA polymerase II; negative regulation of transcription by RNA polymerase II; chromatin remodeling. The record is from RefSeq and is a predicted model, not a curated record. Bases 185 to 691 code for a protein of 168 amino acids. NCBI's taxonomy places the organism in Eukaryota, Metazoa, Arthropoda, Insecta, Hymenoptera, Braconidae.